Rana temporaria (common frog) is the source of this 3470-nucleotide messenger RNA. It is a transcript of the gene PPFIBP1, whose product is annotated as PPFIA binding protein 1. Gene Ontology annotation, biological process: neuromuscular junction development. Gene Ontology annotation, cellular component: presynaptic active zone. The record is from RefSeq and is a predicted model, not a curated record. The transcript is spliced from 30 exons. The coding region runs from base 218 to 3406 and encodes 1062 amino acids. Gene Ontology annotation, molecular function: protein binding. NCBI's taxonomy places the organism in Eukaryota, Metazoa, Chordata, Amphibia, Anura, Ranidae.
UGCGCAGAGAGAGCGUGUCUGUAAUUCUGACCGCUCCCGAGGAUUACCCUUCCUCGCCGACUCAGUCAUUAGGAGGGGGUGAUAACUGCUCAGCCUCUGGCCAUUCUUCGUGUGCCUCCCUUUUCCUAUGUGCCCUCCAUACAAUGUAAUCGAUGUGUCGGCAUCGCAGCCUUUCUAUGGGAGCUUAGAAGACGGGCCGGGCACGGGACAUUAAAGAAUGAUGAACGACGCAAGUGAGAUGUUGGCCGCAGCUUUGGAGCAGAUGGAUGGGAUUAUAGCUGGCUCCAAGGCCCUGGAGUAUUCCAAUGGAAUUUUCGAUUGUCAGUCACCGACCUCGCCCUUCAUGGGGAGCUUACGAGUUCUCCAUCUUAUCGAGGACCUGCGCGGAAUGCUGGAGAUGAUGGAUACUGAUGAGAGGGACGGUCUGAGGUGUCAGGUGCCGGACUCCACUGCCGAGUCCCUGGUGGAGUGGCUGCAGAACCAGAUGGUGGUUAAUGGACACAUCUCAGGUACUGCUGACAUCUACCAGGAGCGGCUGGGUCGCCUGGAGAAUGACAAGGAGUCGCUAGUGCUGCAGGUGAGUGUGCUCACUGACCAGGUAGAAGCCCAGGGUGAGAAGAUACGAGACCUAGAGUUCUGCCUGGAGGAACACAGGGAAAAGCUGAAUGCUACAGAGGAGAUGCUGCAGCAGGAACUCCUGAGCAGAACUACACUAGAAACUCAGAAACUUGAUCUGAUGGCGGAGAUUUCUACUCUGAAACUGAAGUUGUCUGCAGUGGAGAAUAAUCACACGAACUUUGAGGACAAAUACAAGGACACAGAGUCUCUUCAUAAGAUAAUAUCAGAGUUGAGGCAACAGAUGGAGAAACUGGAGGUGGAACUGGCAUUGUUUCAAGAUAAGAGGUUACAGUAUGGGGAUCAAGAGGGCCUGAUACAGGAAAUGAACGAACUGCGACUUCGAGUGGUGGAAAUGGAGAAUGAACGGACCCAAUAUGAGAAGAAGCUAAAGUCCACCAAGUCUUUAAUGGCCAAGCUUUCUAGCAUGAAAAUCAAGGUGGGUCAGAUGCACUAUGAGAAGCAGCGGAUGGAGCACAAGUACCAGACAUUGAAGGAUGAGCUUGCAAUGUUGAAGGAUGAGCUGGAGCUGAAGGAAGCCGACAUUCGGAAGUUACAAGAGAAUGUGAACACCCCACCGGGGACAGAGAGCAAAGGAACAGGUGACAGAGAUGAAACUCUAAAAAAGAUGCUGAAGGAGAAAAAUAUGGAAGUGCAGAAAAUGAAGAAAGCUGUGGAGACGCUGAUGGCUGCCAAUGAAGAGAAGGACAGGAAGAUUGAGGAACUCAGACAGUCUCUGAACAGGUACAAGAAAGUCCAGGAUAUGGUGGUCAUGGCACACGGUAAUAAAGCAGUGAAGGAUGUGGAAAGUGAUGAUUCGGUGAUAUCUGGCUCGAAUUCUUUGGGGUUUGAUGGCAAUGUAUUCAGUGACACGGAUAAGUCUCCAUCUCCUCCCCCAUUAUCGUUCACCCCGAGCCCAGAAGACGUGCCUGCAAGCCCCAAGCUUGGUGUUGAAGUACAUACAAGUGUCCUGCAAGUUUCCAUCCCGUCGUUUGCAUCACCCACGACGUUUCAGAAACAAGUCGAUGCCACGAAAAUAAUAAAAAAUGAGGAACCCUCUGCACCAGCAUCAAGUGAGGUGAAGUCCAGCAGUUUAUCAACCGAAGACAAAUCUGAGGAGCAGCCUGUAUCUCCUAUACAGAAAUCAAGCAGUUUAGACAACCUGAAGAAGACGCCGGAAAAGAAAGCGGCUUCCCCAGAUUCUGGAAAGUUUGAGACCCUCCCGCCGAGACCACCCGGACACAGCACGGGAGGGGAAGAGGAGGUCUUUGGCACCCGUAAAGCCAGGUCAUCAUUUGGGCGUGGGUUCUUCAAGCUUAAAAGUAACACCAAGAAAACUGCCAGCACACCCAAUCUAGAUCGCAGCCGAAGUGCCAGCGCCCCAGCUUUAGCAGAUACCGACAAGGGGUCUGCGGAUGCCUUGGACUUGGCAGUUUCCUCCCCUCGUUCACCAGAUGCAGGAAGCUCCCAUAGCUCUCCAUCUUCACCUGAUUCCAAAAAGAAGCCUCGGGGAAUCAAAAAGCUGUUCGGGAGGCUGAAGAGGAGUCAGUCUACCACUUUAAACCAAGACGAUGACUUCCCAGAGGAGGAGGAGUUCAAGAGGGGAGGGACUAGGUCCACUGCCGGGCCAAGAUUGGGCUGGUCCAGAGAUCUUGGUCAAGCACACAGUGAUUUGGAUACGCCUUUUGCCAAGUGGUCGAAGGAGCAGGUAUGCACCUGGCUGAGGGAGCAAGGGCUGGGAAGCUAUGUUAACGGCUGCAAGCAAUGGAUUGUCUCAGGUCAAACACUACUGCAUGCAUCCCAGCAAGACCUGGAGAAGGAACUGGGUAUUAAACACCCGUUACAUCGGAAGAAGCUCCAGCUGGCUCUGCAGUCCCUGGGAUCUGAAGAUGACAGUAACUAUGGAAAAUUGGACUACAAGUGGGUCACACGGUGGCUGGAUGAUAUAGGGCUCCCCCAGUACAAGACACAGUUUGAUGAGGCAAAGGUCGAUGGACGAAUGCUGCAUUAUAUGACAGUGGAUGAUUUGCUGUCUUUGAAAGUUGUAAGCGUCCUCCACCACCUCAGUAUUAAACGUGCCAUACAGGUUCUGCGGAUAAACAGCUUUGAACCCAACUGUCUGCGCCGGAGACCCUCCGAUGAGAGUAACAUUUCACCGUCUGAGGUGGCCCAGUGGACCAAUCACAGAGUCAUGGAGUGGCUGCGGUCUGUGGAUUUAGCAGAAUAUGCCCCUAACUUGAGGGGUAGCGGGGUACAUGGUGGUCUUAUGGUGCUCGAGCCUCGGUUUAAUGUGGAGACUAUGGCACAAUUGCUGAACAUCCCACCGAACAAGACCCUCCUACGGCGACAUCUGGCCACCCACUUUAACCUCCUGGUGGGUCAGCAGUCUCAGCUGCAGAAACAGGAAGCAUUGUCGGCUCCGGAGUAUGUGCUAUUGACAGCAACAGCCAAGGUCAAGCCGAGGAAACUGGCGUUUACCACCUUUGGAACUUUGCGGAAAAAGAAACAAGAAGAAAAUGAGGAGUACGUGUGCCCAAUGGAGCUCGGGCUAAAUUCUGCCAACAAUAUCAUCAAACCUUUCCGGGCCGGCCUGGACCUCCGGAUGUUGGACGACGAGGACUUAGACAGGCUGGAACAGAUGGAAGAUUCAGAAGGAACUGUAAGACAGAUUGGGGCAUUUUCUGAAGGCAUCAACAACCUGACACAUAUGCUCAAAGAAGACGAAAUGUUCAGAGACUACUCCGCCAGAUCGCCAUGCACCAGUAUUACAGAUGACGACUCGAACAUGUGACAAAUAUGCAAACACUUGUAACUUUAUUUUUUUUUGUGUCAAAGUAAAUAUAUAUAUAAAUAAU